Molecule: messenger RNA, 2388 nt
Organism: Paraphaeosphaeria sporulosa
Lineage: Eukaryota; Fungi; Ascomycota; Dothideomycetes; Pleosporales; Didymosphaeriaceae
Product: RNA polymerase-like protein II Elongator subunit
Exons: 2
Coding region: 1-2388 (795 amino acids)
Biological process (GO): regulation of DNA-templated transcription; tRNA wobble uridine modification
Cellular component (GO): elongator holoenzyme complex
Molecular function (GO): sequence-specific DNA binding; DNA-binding transcription factor activity; protein binding
Source: RefSeq, a predicted model, not a curated record
AUGGGUAUUUCACCAGAGUUCAUUUCGAUUGGUGGGAAUCGGAAUCCUGCUGCGGCGGACUGGGACCAAGAUGGAGGGCGGCUGUUGGCGUUUGGAGCGGAUAAUUGUAUCGCAGUGUGGGAGCCUGAGGAUGAAAAUUUGAGCGGCGUAACGGCGAUUUUGAGUGGGCAUACUGAUGUCGUUAAUGCAGUUAAGUUUUUUCCGACGGGAUCCGGAAAUGCUACUGUUCUUUUGAGCGGUGCUGCGGAUCACUCUUUGAAGAUAUGGAAGGGAAGAAAAUCUGAGAUUGGAUUUGGCCUUGUCAAGACCAUGUCAGAGCAUAGGAGUCCAGUAACCCGGAUCGCUACUCUACCAGGCUCAGACGUCUUCGCAACCGGAGCAUCAGACGGCGUUGUCAAGAUCUGGAAACUCGUCCACGACGCCGACUUCUCCACCGUUGAUGUUGAAUUGAUCCAAUCGAUAUCACUUACACCACGGCACUUCCCCUUGGCCAUUGCACUGGCCAAACUGGACGAGAGUUCCCUUAUACUGGCCGUUGGAGGCACACGCAGCACCAUUCAGAUUUUCGUUUCUCGUGAUACCCAAUUUCAACUUUCUGCUACUCUGGCUGGCCACGAGGGCUGGAUCCGUGCCCUGGACUUCACGAAAGAGAGUGAUAAGGAGGACAGCGACCUGCUGCUCGCGUCGGCAAGUCAAGACAAGUACAUCCGGUUAUGGCGCGUACAUCAAGGUGAAGAGCUGCCUGCCGUAAGUAGCGCGCUGAACGAUCCGGCUCUAGGCGUUCUUGGAAAGUCCCUGUCGAAUAAGGCUCAUAGAUUCGCGUCCGCGACUUCAAAAUACUCGGUCACUUUCGAAGCUUUACUGCUGGGUCAUGAGGAUUGGAUUUACACGUCGUCUUGGCGACAUAGAGCAGGAAAGUUACAACUACUGUCUACUUCAGAAGACAAUUCCCUCGCCAUCUGGGAGGCAGACCCAUCUUCCGGAGUAUGGGUCUGCAUUACUAGACUGGGCGAGAUAAGUGGCCAGAAAGGUUCAACGAGCGCGACAGGCAGCGCUGGAGGAUUCUGGAUAGGUCUUUGGUCACCAGAUGGCGAUUCUGUGGUGUCUCUUGGACGUACGGGUAGCUGGCGCAGGUGGACUUACUCUCCUACCCAAGACAUGUGGACGCAACAAGUAGCCAUCACCGGCCACGUACGUGAAGUUAAAGGACUAAGCUGGUCGAGGGAUGGCGCAUACCUCCUCACGACCGGAUCGGACCAAACAACUCGCCUCUUCUCAGAAUGGAAACGCGAGCAGGGCUCAUCAUGGCACGAGUUCUCUCGGCCCCAAAUCCAUGGGUACGAUCUUAACUGCAUAGAUACUGUCAACAACGUACAGUUCGUAUCCGGCGCAGACGAGAAACUCCUUCGCGUCUUCGAUGAGCCCAGAGGCGUCUCAGAGAUGCUAAAUAAACUUUGUAAAAUCGAAGCGGCCUCCGCCGACCGCCCCGACGCCGCCAAUAUCCCCGUUCUUGGCCUCUCAAACAAAGCAAUCCAAGCCGUCGAUGAGAACGAAACACCAGAAAACGACGAGGAUGACGAUCGCGAGGCUGUAGACCCUGCUUCCACCGUCAAAAAAUCGACCCUCGAGUUCGACCACCCGCCCUUCGAAGACCACCUCGCGCGUCACCUCCUCUGGCCCGAGACAGAGAAGCUGUACGGGCACGGAUACGAGAUCUCAGCGAUGGCUGUGAGCAGCGACGGCUCGCUUGUCGCAACCGCGUGUCGGGCGAGCUCAAUCGACCACGCUGUCAUCCGUCUGUACGACACGAAAGAGUGGCUAGAAAUCAAGCCGCCGCUGAAGGCGCACUCACUUACGGUCACGGCGCUGCAGUUCUCGCCUAACGAUAAGUAUCUUCUUAGUGUUGGGAGAGAUAGGCAGUGGGUUGUUUGGGAGAGGGCGGAGGAUGGGGUUUACGCACUCCGACAUGCAAACCCUAAGGGCCAUACAAGGAUGAUCCUGGGCGCGGCAUGGACGGCGCUUGUACAACCCACCUUUUUGACCGCGGGUAGGGAUAAGAGUGUCAAGAUAUGGCAGAUCAAUGACGAUGCAGUCGAACUGAAGGGCUCGGUUGCGGCGAGUGCGGCGGUCACGGCUGUGGCGUGCAAUCGGGAGGCUGAGAAGAGCACGGUGCAGUUUGCGUUUGGAACAGAGGGUGGAGAGUUGGCUGUUGGUAUAGCGGGGGCAGAGGGCUUGGACAAGGCUGCUACAGUGGCUUUGGCGAAGGAGGUAUCGCCUGCGAAGGGUAUCAACCAGAUUGUCUGGAGACCGGGGAGGAGCGAAGGGGGACAGCAGAUCGCGGUUGCGAGUGAGGACUCUUCAGUGAGGAUUUUCAAUAUAGAGGGCUAA